UAACGCGACGGUCUGGAGUUUUGAGACUCUGAUCGCGGGUUCAAACCCACCCGUGGUAUUGUUUGUGAGUGCUUCUUGAUCUUCUGGAGGCGGAGCUAAUGUGGUGGGCUCAGUAGUGCAAGUAGGCAUGGGUGCAUCAAGGCUGGUGUUGGGUGACGUGCUGGGUUUAGGACUGCAGGUGCUGGACUUCCGCAUGAGUUAUAUGCCCACCUCUGUUCCAUACGUACCCUUUCCUGCGCUGUCACCGACACAUCAACCAUCCACGAUAAGCAUUGCUGGAGGUGUUCCAUCAUCCAACUCAGCAAUCAUGACUUCAAUGGAAAUUGGAGAUGAUCCUGUUGCAAUGGCUGUCAUGGAAAACGCAAUGGGCCGAAUGCCUGCAAAGAAACCCAGAGUGACAGUUCGAUGUGAAGUUUGCAAUCUGGAAUUCUCUUCACAGACAGUUCUAGAUUCCCAUACAGCUGGCUCAAAACAUCAGCGAAAGUAAGUUAAAUCAAAGGAUUUAUUGAAGACUUUGGAAGAAACAGAGAAAGGGUUUGAGCGUGAUGAAGUCAGUGGGGUUAUCAGAUGCAUUGUGUGUGAUGUAACGGUCAAUUCACCUCAGUUAUUAGCCACACACAUUGCAGGAAACAAGCACAAGCAGCGUGCAGCAAAACAUGCCAAUCAAGGGUCCACCAACGACCCUCCGCCAAAGAGACUGCGCACGACAGCACCUGGGGUCACAGGCCAGGAUGCUACCACGGGCUGUUCCAAUGGUGGGCCUCGUAACACUGGAUCUAGCUCCAACAUGGAGAUACCAGAGUGUGUCACCAAAUUAGAGGAUACAAAAGGAGGUGGAAAAUAUCUGUGCAACCCUUGCCAGGCUCACUGUAAUUCAGAGCCACAGUUAGCUCAGCAUUUAUCGUCGAAGAAGCAUUUGGAUAAAGUAAGUGGACGCAAACCACAAGGAGGUGGGUGGAGGGGAAGACGACGUCCUUCGUUCCGUGGCGGACGAGUUGGCCAACCGAGGACAACCACCUACACUCAACCCCUGUCAUCCAACUUUGUUGCAGGUGGUGAAAUCAUGUAAAUGCUUUAAAGUCAGGAAUAAUCUUAAUACUAUAGGUUUGGAACAGUUAUAGUUUGGGCAGGUAAAACUCCAGUGUUCAUCUUUUUUUACUGUUUAACCUACUCUCCAAAUGCAGAAUGUGGAAAUAUUGUAAGUGUUUGUAGAAAAUAAUUUAUGCAUUUUAUGUAUUGGAUGCAGUGCCAUUUUUUAAAAAAAAAGAUUUGAUGUGUUAAUUUUACGAGGACUAUGAUAAUCAUGCUGAAGUACAGUAGUUAAAAUGCUUGGUACUUUAAUAGGUUUUUCUGUGAAAUAUGCUUAUGAAAAUGUGUUGUACAUGUGUUGAUGUUUACAGUGAACAUCACGAUCUGUUAUUUUCUUAAGCAAGGUUAUUGUUCAAAGUCUGCUUUAAUCCAUUCAUGAUCCCGUCCCACUUUGCAAUUUUUGUAAACCUUUUACAGUAAAUUAAUUUUUAAAAAUUUUCUGUGUGAGCUUGUUUGGCACUGGAUUGACACCUGCUGUAAUUUUGUAGUCUGUAGUCCUGUAAUCUGUAGGAAUAAUCUGUAUUCUUGUCAAAUCAUAGGAUAUGGUAUUAGAAUUUUGUCAGUGAUCUGAAAAAUUAGUUGCAGCUGACCGAGUGCUGACGUCUUACCCUUUGUCACUACAGUGGGUAAUCACUUGUCACUACAGUGGGUAAUCACUUGUCACUACAGGGGAUAAUGAUUUGCCACUACACUGGGUAAUGACUUGAUUGCUAGUAUGGAGGAGCAUUUGAGUUUUUAAGUGUUUGCAUGACUUGUUGCAGAUGGUGUUAAUCCCUUGUAAUGCAAUGCAAUAAGAUCGUUUACCCCCACUUUUGUUUUAUUUAUCUCCAAGGGAUGGAGUGAUAAUGGAAGAGCAAUCUGAAACUGCAUUAUUAUCGCUAUAUUGUGUUCCAAACUGAAAAAUAGUGUAUCCCUUUGAUAAUAAUAAUAUAUUCAGUUUUUAAUGGAAAUUUCUGAUUACAAAAAUUAAUAGUAAGAAUCAUAAUUUUAAUGUAAAUUAAACAUUUUUUGGAUAUACAUGUUUUAUUGGUGGCUCUCUCAAUAAUUAUUGUACAUGUAAAAAAGGCACAUUUGUUGCACUGUGACUUGCGGUACAUUGCCAAAAUGGGGCGGAGUUAAUUUUUUCUCAUUUUUACAUUCCACAAGUCUGUGACUUUUGAUUGAAAUGAAAGUGUAUUUGGUAAAAUAUUUUGCCAUUUUUGCAUCAAGACCCCAGAAAGUUAAGAGUCAUAUCAGAGGACAGUAUUCUUCCUCACCCCGUCUUGAAAAGGGAAGCAUUGUAUAUUCCAGCCUCAAAAAUUCACUUCUGACCAACCUCUUUUCCAGCAUCUGAGUACACAUUACAGUACAGUAUAGUACAAAGUACAGUACAUAUUACAGUACAGUAAAUACUCUUUCCCAGACCUCAAUUUAACAAACAGCAGAACUAAGACAGAAUGCUCUGGGAAAAUUGUAUUUUCAACUUGAUUCACAGAAUUAGAUCUGUCCUUUCCUUCCCUGGAUCAAACCUAGAUGCCUUCCAUUUCCCAAGGAGGAUAUGACCCAUACAGAUUGUGCUCCCCAUGAAUGUAAUAAUAGUGUAAUAACUAUUUACAACUUAGUGUUAAUUGUAUGCUGCUGUAUUAUGUACACAGUUUUGUGUAUUUCUCUAUUAGUUUAUUAAACUGAUGCUUCAGUGCUUAAUUUGA
Cherax quadricarinatus is the source of this 2777-nucleotide messenger RNA. The record is from RefSeq and is a predicted model, not a curated record. NCBI's taxonomy places the organism in Eukaryota, Metazoa, Arthropoda, Malacostraca, Decapoda, Parastacidae.